AUGCAUCCAUCUCUUGAGCCCUACUGGGCUCUUAUCGAAGAUUUUGAUGCGUGGCCCACGGUGGUGGUGUUUGCUAUGUUUUUGAUAUGGGCUGUUGGUACAUACUGGUACUUGUUUGGCAAACGAAGCCCCUUCUCGCUGGAGUCAGUAAGGCCCCCAGGACCACUUGAGCUGGACCAGAAGAAAAGAGACAAAGUGUUGAGGCAAGGUUUCAGCAGGGAUAAGGUGCCAGAGAAACUGGAUGCCAUCGUGAUUGGUAGUGGAAUUGGUGGGUUAACAGUUGCAGCGACUCUUGCCAAGGUUGGGAAGAAAGUCCUGGUGCUUGAACAACAUGACAUGGCUGGAGGCUGUUGCCACACUUAUGAAGAGAAAGGCUUUGAGUUUGAUGUCGGGAUGCAUUACAUUGGUCAGCUACAUGAAAACAGCCUGUUUAGAAUUGCAUUUGACCAGAUCACAGAAGGUCAGCUGGAGUUUGUUGAACUGGAAAAGCAUUUUGAUACUAUUGUGAUUGGUACCGGUGAACAACGACGAGAUUACACUAUCCACACUGGAAAGACAGAAAUGUUGGAGCAUUUGAAGAAGCAGUUCCCUAAUGACACCAAUGCCCUGGAAGAGUUCUUUAAAAUUAUGAAGGUCUGUGCGAGGAAAACACAUUACUUGGCAACACUGAAGCUGAUCCCAAAAUGGCUGGCCCUCUUUCUGCUGAAGAGCGGUAUUGCUGACUACUGCUCCUCCGUCUUCCGUCUGUCGGCCAGCACUGCCGCUGAUGUGGUCAGCAGCCUGACCAGCAACAAGGACCUUCACAUCAUUUUCUCCUACUUCUUUUAUGGUGUGUCUCCCAAAGAGUCUAGCAGCAUGAUAAACGCUCUUCUGCUCCACCACUAUAAGCGUGGGGCAUACUACCCGAAGGGAGGAGCCAGUGAGAUCCCCUACCACAUCAUCCGUGUCAUUCAGAAAUAUGGGGGCAAUGCACUGGUCAGAGCCCCUGUCAGUCGCAUCUUGGUAAACAAGAAAGGGGCAGCGUACGGAGUGACUGUGAGGAAAGGUAAGGAAGAGGUGGAGGUGCUGGCUCCUGUUGUCAUCUCUAAUUGUGGCAUCUUCACUACGUUCCAGAAGCUUCUACCACCAGAGAUUCAAGCCAAGCCAGAGAUUCAGGAACGCCUUAGCACGAUGAAACUCGGCAGAGGCUCGUUCCUCAUGUUUCUAGGCUUUGACGCAACCGCCGAGGAACUUGACAUUGUCCCCACAAAUUUCUGGCUCUUCAAAGACAAUGACAUGGAUGACAUGAUGGAUAAGUUCUUCUGCCUGAGUAAAGAGGAGGCACCAGAAAACAUACCAAUGAUGUUUAUCACCUUCCCCUCUGCCAAAGAUCCUACUUCAAAGAUCCGUCACCCAGGGAAGUCAUGUAUGACAAUUCUGACCAUGGUUAAAUAUGAGUGGUUUGAGGAGUGGAAAGACACAACUGUGAGGAAGAGAGGAGAUGAUUACCAUAACUACAAGAUGAGAUUUGCCAACAAUCUCUUUGACUGGGCCUGUGUUCAUUUUCCCAAACUGAGAGACAAGGUGGUCUUCCAGGAAGUUGCAACUCCGUUGACUAACGUGCAUUACCUGGGAUCUCAGCGCGGCGCCAUGUAUUCUGCAGAACACAAUGUAGAACGUUUCCUGCCCGAGGUCAUUGCAAAGAACCGUUGUGAUACACCUGUCAAGAACCUCUACCUGUCAGGUCAGGAUGUGUUUAGCUGUGGUAUCGCUGGUGCAUUGCAUGGCGGACUCCUCUGUGCAUCCACGGUACUGGAUCACAUAGUCUACCUUGACCUCCUAUUUCUGAAGAAGAAACUAAAGAGGAGGAAGGCAAAAGAGAUGGCAAAAUUAGCAAAGAAGCUUCAGUGA
Chanos chanos (milkfish) is the source of this 1890-nucleotide messenger RNA. Its product is annotated as inactive all-trans-retinol 13,14-reductase. Gene Ontology annotation, biological process: small GTPase-mediated signal transduction. The transcript is spliced from 11 exons. The record is from RefSeq and is a predicted model, not a curated record. Gene Ontology annotation, molecular function: oxidoreductase activity; GDP-dissociation inhibitor activity. The coding region runs from base 1 to 1890 and encodes 629 amino acids. NCBI's taxonomy places the organism in Eukaryota, Metazoa, Chordata, Actinopteri, Gonorynchiformes, Chanidae.